Pseudomyrmex gracilis is the source of this 696-nucleotide messenger RNA. RefSeq lists its product as uncharacterized. NCBI's taxonomy places the organism in Eukaryota, Metazoa, Arthropoda, Insecta, Hymenoptera, Formicidae. The transcript has a single exon. The coding region runs from base 1 to 696 and encodes 231 amino acids. Gene Ontology annotation, molecular function: nucleic acid binding. The record is from RefSeq and is a predicted model, not a curated record.
AUGCAAAAAUUUCUCAAAAAAGAAGGAAUCCGUUUCCGCGUAGCGCGUAAUCCCGAUGUUAAAGCAGCCGUGAUCGANCGUUUCAACAGAACGCUAAAGGAGCGCAUGUGGCGUUAUUUUACUCAUAGAAAUACGAAACGUUAUCUCGACAUCUUGCAGGAUAUCGUACGCGCUUACAAUCACACUCGGCAUACCACCAUACGCAUGAAACCUGCGGACAUUACGCUGGAAAACGCUCACAUCGCGCGCGACAAUACGCAACGUCGUUGGAAAAGACACCGCGUCGAAGCGAAAACGGCUAAAUACUCUGUAGGCGAUCUCGUACGCAUCAGUAGAGCAAAAGCCGUCUUUGAGAAGGGAUACGANGCCAAGUGGAGCGAGGAAAUAUUCCGAAUUCAUCGCGUUCUCGAGUGGCGAAAUCCCCGUGUUUACGAGUUGCGUGAUUUAGCUGAUGAGAUUAUAGACGGUAUUUUCUACGAGCAAGAACUGUCGCCUGUUGUUAAAAAUCUUCAGGAAGAAACUUUCAUCGUCGACCGCGUAAUAAAGAGCAGAGGGCGGGGGCGUAAUAGGCAACUGUUAGUCAGUUGGCAGGGUUACCCGUCAAAAUUCGACUCGUGGAUCGCGGCUUCGAGUUUAACAUCAAUUCCACAAAACGAUGAUCGCGGAACACUUUUACGUAGUUCUCCCAAGCAAUAG